AUGGCCGAACCACCUUCAUCGCCUCCUAGCGAGGCUGCCGGAGCCGAGGAUGCCUUGUCUUGGUACAAGGCGCAGUACGAGCUUUUGGAGUCUGAGCUGGCCGAGUUCCGAGAGUCCAGUCGGGAAUUGGAGCAGGAACUGGAGAAGGAUAUUGAACGAGCAGAGAAGCAGGAGAGGAUCCUGAAAGAGAAGGCCGACGCACUGCGGUUUGAAGUUGAAGAGUGGAAGAGAAAAUACAAAGAAUCCAAAGCAGAAACUACCACUGCCCAAGCUUCGCUAGAAAAGGAAAUUACAAACCUUCGAGAGGCAAACCGCACAUUGACCCUGAGACUGAGAGACUCUGAGGUUGCCAAUGAUGAUUUCGAACGCCAAGCGCGAAACACCACCUCGUCUCUCGAGGACAUGGAAUCCAAGUUCAACCAGGCUGUUGAGCGGGGUGUCCUGAUGGAGGAAGAGAUCAAGAUGGGCGAACAGGAGCGUGAAGCGCUUCGCAUCGAGUCACAGCGCUUGCGAGAGGAGCUCUCGGAGCUCAAGAUUGAAGCUGAGCUCAUGCAAGACAAGGUCAAGAAAUACGAAUCCCGCCACUCGACCAUCUCCUCCGACAUUUCGAUCCUCGAGUCCCCCACCUUUGACAAGGCCGUGGAUGCGUCUGUCGACUCGGCCGCGAGCUCGCCUCUCAUCACCACGCCCCCAGAGAUCACCAAGUCACUGGGAGAGCCGACUACUGAGCUGUUGGAUCCACCGUCGCCGCCAAUGUCGGAUGCCUCGGCGCACAUGUCGAGAGCGCCCUCACGGAUCCGGACUCCGGCCCCUGCCACCCUUCGCCGGACUAGAUUGCCGUCGGUGGAUGCCAGCUCUCGAGCCCGUGGAGGUGCCUCCUCUUCGACGGGCAACCGGGUUGUCACUGGUGGCCGCCCGUCCAUCAGCGGCAUCAGCGGCAACAACAGCAACAGCAACAGCGGCGGUGCGCCUCUUCGGACGCCCACCCAUAGAUCAACCGUAUCACGCAACAGCAACUACAAGAUACCCGCGUCAAACUCAUUGUCGCACAUCCGCCUGCUCACGGCUCAGAUGCAGAGGCUCGAGGCCAGAGUGCACUCGGUACGGUCCAAGCUCCCCGCUCCUGGCGGUAGCAGCACUCCGCCUCGCCCGGCUUCUCGACCUGCGAUGCCUAGUUUGACUCCCACCGCGCCGACAUCUACGGCGGUUCGCUCACGCAAGCGCGCCACUACUCAGUCAACGGCAUCAUCGUCUUUCACUGGGGACGAUCUAAACCUGACGCCUACCAGUAGCUAUACUUCGUCGUCCAAGACUAGCCACACUCCCAGGCUUAGCGCGUCUGGUGUUAGUAGAAUCAACUUUGGUACUCAGUCCAACGGCCGGACAACAGACUCGGAGAUCAGCCGGCCAGUAUCGCGGUCAAGCGGAGCAUCAUCAUACGCUAGGCCGCCGUCUCGCAACGAAAUACCAUUACCAACGCGGCCGAUGUCGCGGAGCUCCUUUUCGGCGGGGACCCGAACCCCAAUUGGCCGGCCGGCAUCCUCCUUUGGCCGCGGGCACUCUGGUAGUGUCAGUGGCGUAAACCUGCUCGGAGAGGAACCUGAGCAUGAGCCCCCGUACCGCACGCCUAGUAGGCGCGGUACCUUUUCUACCCGAUAUGAUUUGGGGACAAGCAUCAGCGGCAUCGGUGGCAUCAGCGGCAUACCGACACCAGGUAGUGCCAUUCCCGCGCCGGGCAGCGGGAUCCCAGGGCCAGGCUUGAGACGGCAGAGCGGUGCCAGGAGAAUCAGCCUUAGCAGUGGCAGUACCAACACCGGCGGCGUCCCUCUUCGAUCGGGCCGCGUUAGCACAACUGGAUUCAGGAAACUGGGCGACUUGGGAGAGACUUAUUGA
Messenger RNA from Trichoderma harzianum CBS 226.95, 1893 nucleotides. RefSeq lists its product as hypothetical. The transcript is spliced from 2 exons. Gene Ontology annotation, molecular function: microtubule binding. Gene Ontology annotation, cellular component: centrosome; kinesin complex; kinetochore. The record is from RefSeq and is a predicted model, not a curated record. Bases 1 to 1893 code for a protein of 630 amino acids. Gene Ontology annotation, biological process: cell migration; microtubule nucleation; centrosome localization. NCBI's taxonomy places the organism in Eukaryota, Fungi, Ascomycota, Sordariomycetes, Hypocreales, Hypocreaceae.